CGGGGUUCGGCGCGCGCCUCUCGAGGGGGCGCAGCGCGCCGGAGACCGGCGACGCGGGCGCGAACACGCGCGCGAGCACGGGUCCGGCCGAGAGACGAAGACGUAGAAGCACUGUGUGCAUCCCCUGGGGCACCAUUUUGUCCUAUCCCCGCCGCCGACGCUUUGGCUGGCCGCCCGAAGUGGGUACAGCUCAAGGGGCCCAGGGGCGCACAAAUAAAUGCACGCAAAUACCAGGAUUCCCCGAGUAGAGCAUGGGUCUGGCCGAGACGCAGAUGGGUCUAGACCUGGUGGUGCUCUCUGGCAAGGGGCAAGGCCGUGUCGAAGAUGGACAGCAAGUUCAUCCUUCUGGGCCCAGUGGUGGACGAUGCGCGGGAUCGCCCUUGGCUGCGGGAUGCAGCAGCGACCGCUACCCUCACGGCGGCUAUCACGGAGGUAGUCUGCGAGGUGAAGAAUGGCGUGUUCGGUUGCCUUGGGCACCCUCGCAAGCAGCACGGGCACGGCCAAGACGAAGAAACACGGCAACUUCGUCGGAACACCCUCGGUGAGGGACCAGCGCCGGGGAAGGUCUCCGUGAAGCAGGCCGUGAGGCUUCGGGAUUGGGGCUGGGGGGGGGCGGUCCCUCCUCGGUGCUGCUCCUGG
Messenger RNA from Prorocentrum cordatum, 639 nucleotides. Lineage: Eukaryota; Dinophyceae; Prorocentrales; Prorocentraceae. The record is from the annotation of a GenBank genome assembly.